AAGAAAGAACAAAAAAAACAAACAAAACGAAUUUUAUUUAGAAUAUUUUCUGUUCAAAGUUUUGAAGAAUCAAUUUUUCUAAGAACUUCUUGUCGGGAGAUUUCAGUGUCAAAUCGCCGACAAAAUGCGAAAAGUUUGUCAUAUAUUUUUUACUACUAUUAUUUUAUUGGAAAUACUUUUAAAAAGUGCAACAGGGAAUGAAAAUGACGGAAAUGGGGCAAUGAUUGAUGCGAAUUUUGUAGAAUCGGACGGGGCAGAUGAUUUGGAAGGUGAAGAAGAAGAACAACCAAUCAUUAAAAAGGAACGCUCGAAGGGAGUUAAGAAUUUUGUUGGGACAAAUUUGUUUGGAGAUACAAGUGGCAGUCCGAAGAAUUGUUUCACUUCCGAAGAUGUUGCUCUUUUGGCAGCAAGGAGAGAUUUUGAGUCUCUAAUACCCAAAGACCUUCCAAACUAUCUUCUAGACGAUGAUCUUGCUAGACUUUUAAUGCAAUAUUUUUACGGCGCAAGUCAAGUUAUAGAUAAGAUGACAAGAGGGCAUUCAAAGUCAAUUGCAAAUAAAGCAUUCUACGACACAUUAGGAGGAUAUCUCAAUUAUUAUAUGAUACCAAUUUCUAAAUAUUCCUUCUAUGGAGGUUUGAUCAAGCUGAAAACCGUAGAAAGUAUUAUUGAAUUGUUCAGUGAGAGCAAACGAUUUUUAAACACCAAUGGAAAUGGAUGGAGAGAUCCGAUAAGAGAUUUCUCUGAUUUUGAUUUAGAAAUAGAACCACUUCGGAUUAUUGUUGAUAAAGAAGAUGAUGAUACAUCGUGCACUCAACUAGACAUGCUAGACGACGAACGUUCUGGGGAAGAUGAUUCCAUGUUAGUCGCUUUACCACGUCUUGAACCUGAAGAAAAAGGUCUUCUUCGGAAUUUAUGGCUUCCGUUUAGACGUAAACGUACCUUCGAUUUGCAAUCUUCCAAAUCUGCGUUUGUUCUCUUGAGAUAUUUUGAAUUAACUACGAAGUGUUAUAAGUUUCAAAACGUAGAUCAGGAAUUGUUUAACAAAAGGUUCAAGAAUUGGAUAUUGGAAAAUGUUGAAAUUCAUUUAAAAGACGACCUGCUCUAUCCUGGUCUGGGAGCGGUACUAAGAAUUAUUGAGACACUUCGUCGGAAAAGAGGUGAUUCAUUUGUUAUAGAAAGCAAGACAAAGGAGAAGCGUCAAAGAACUCACGAGAACUUAAAAAAAAUCAAAAGUUUUAAUUCCAAGCAAAUUGGUAAUUCUGGAAAUGUAUUGAAGAGUAUCUUCGAAUCGGAUAGCCCAGUUGCUCCUGAUAGUGUCUCAGAUAAAACAUUAACCCAAAAAGCAAAAGAUAGUCAACGAAAGAAGUACAUUUACAUAGCUAUUGGAGUAUCGGUUUGUUUAGUCCUGAUUGUUUUCUCAGUCAUUGGAUUCACUAUGUGUAGAAAAGGAUCUUGGAGAAAAUCAAACACUGAUGAUACACUUCCACCGGAACCUAAGAAAACAGGUUGGUUUUGCUGUAAAAAAGAACCAAAAGACGACGAAGAAACUUUAUUGCAUUCUAAGAAGUCUUCUGAUAAAACAAAAUCGAAGAAAUUUUCUAAGAAACCCGGAAAGCCUACGAAGUUACAACAACAGCAACAACAAAAAUCAGAACCAACUACGUGUUGUGGAGUUUGUUCGAAUAAAAACUCUCCAGCAAUUAUUGAAACUUCUUCAAUGGAUUCCGAUUCAGGAAGGGAUAACAAAAACAAACUGAAAUCUUCUCCUUCUAAGCCCGUAAAAGCUAUAACAGUUAAUGAAAAGAAAGCUUUUAGCAUAUCAAAGAAAAAUAAGAACAAAGAUGGAGCAGCUAAAGUCGGAAUUCUUAAAAAAGGAACAUAAAAACACCUAUAGUUUUAGAAUUAGAAAGGUUAAUAAAUUUAUGAAAUGCAGAAGUAUCAGUAAAAUUUUAGAAUAAAAGCCCAAAUAGACUCGAAGUAAUUUCGUGUUGUUUAAACAUUAUGUUGAUAAUUUUAGAACUAAGGCCUCCUGAACUAUUUAAUAAUAAAACAAAAUCGUUUUCUCGAGUCAUUUGUCAGCUGUCAAAUUAUUUUUAUUAACGAUGGCAACACUUGUAACACAAAUGGCGGUAUAUUUUGUUUUCGAUAUUUUUUUAAUAAAUAUUUAAAAUAAUUAUCAA
Messenger RNA from Eupeodes corollae, 2180 nucleotides. RefSeq lists its product as uncharacterized. The transcript is spliced from 3 exons. Lineage: Eukaryota; Metazoa; Arthropoda; Insecta; Diptera; Syrphidae. The record is from RefSeq and is a predicted model, not a curated record. Bases 125 to 1882 code for a protein of 585 amino acids.